UUCCCCGCUCUUUCGGUUAACCCACCUCAAUUAUAAUAACUCUUCGUUCUUCAACAACUCACAUCAUUCAAGUCUCUCUAAUUUCCCCCCCCCCCUCACAUUCUUUAUCUGCUAAACUUUUCAGGCGGCUGGCCAUCUUUUUUUCUCAACAAACAACUUCAUUCAUCCUCGACGUCAAUCAUUCAUUUUAAUCUUUCUUUUGAACAAAAUUAAAGACACAACUAGACAUACAGAAUCACUCGAAUUAGUUCUAAACAUUAGUUAUCUCCAAAAUAAAAUAUUUUUUUUGAAAAAAAAGAGUAGAAAAAAUGGCAGGAAUGCUGCCAGGAGUUGAAGCAGCAAGGAGGAGGAGAGUUCAUCAAAGUAACGGGUGUUCUUCUUUGGGAAUUGGGUCUUCUCCUUCAACAAGUUCAAGGCGCUCUUCUUUCUCACUUUUCUCUCCUAAGUCCUCCACCUCUUCACUGCACCAGCAUAGGAUGAGAAAAUAUCAAGAUGAUGAGAAGCUUGGACAAGUAGCUAGAGAAGCUAAGGAAAGACUUGAUGAAAAGUUGAGAGCACAAACAAAAUCAUUUAUGCAAAGGAAUAAUAAUGAUGAUUCAAUGGAAAGGAGAAUAAAUGGAAGAUCAAGGGAGGAAGUAAACAAUCAGCAGUUAAAGACAGAAGUGUUUAGAUCAAAGAAGAAUAGAGGAACAAAGAGGUUAAUAGGGUGGGCAAAAUUAAGAUGGAAAUCAGGAGAACAAGAAGAAUGUGCAGUUUGCUUGGAUGAAUUUAAGGUGGGUGACAAUUUGUUGAAUCUGCCAUGCGCUCAUAGAUUUCAUUCAACAUGUUUGGUGCCUUGGCUUCACAACAAUGCUCACUGCCCUUGUUGCAGGAUGUCUAUUCUAUUCUAAACGCUUUUAUGAAAUUGUUAAGUGUGUGUGCAAUGUAUGCUGCUGAAGUUGUGCGUAUGAUUACUCAUUAGAUCAAUGUAUUAUGUAUGCUUAGUAGCUGCUGUCGGAGAUUAUUUUCCACUUAAUGAGUGUUAAGUUGCCUAUGUAAAUAAAAAUAAAAUUUAUUAUAGCUACCUUGUUUUGCAAA
Messenger RNA from Amaranthus tricolor (Joseph's coat), 1077 nucleotides. RefSeq names its product probable E3 ubiquitin-protein ligase RHY1A. NCBI's taxonomy places the organism in Eukaryota, Viridiplantae, Streptophyta, Magnoliopsida, Caryophyllales, Amaranthaceae. The coding region runs from base 309 to 890 and encodes 193 amino acids. The record is from RefSeq and is a predicted model, not a curated record. The transcript has 2 exons.